GGUAUUUAUUUAAUUCGGUAGCGGCUCGCGGUUAGAAUUCGUUAGCUCGUCGUUGACGUGUGUGGGCGGAUAAAUGUCAAAAGUCGAACAGUGAUACGUGAAUACGGAUAAAGGGGCACGAUGACUGUUCACGUGCCAAUCUUACGUCGUGCCGAGGUAUCUCGAAAAGGAGCGUAUCUUAUCGCACUCUCGAAACGCGGAAAACGUUCCACCGUAUCGUUUUCUAUGUCGCGAACGUAACCUCCAAGCGUAUCUGUCUCGGAAUGAGCGAUAUCGGCUAAUUUCCCACUGGCCGUAUCGAACCCGUAUGGGGAUCGGGUGCCAAACAAAAAAGAAGAAGAAGGCUAAUUUCCCUCGUGGAGAACGUUGUUCCUCCGGACGUAGCUUUUAGCUCGAGCAGAAUCGAGAGCGAAUUUACUAACGUAAGGCGGGCUUUACGUUUCCUUUUAUCUGGAACUUUGCUAAAUGCGUGUACCGGUAAUCGAGAACCUCGCUGAACCUUGCUGCAUAUACAUAUAUAAUACGUGACAACGAUAUAUUGGCCGGUCGUUCCCUCAAGAUUCACGUAAAAAUGCAUUUCUCUAUACCGGAUACUCAGGAAUUUCUCGAUGGAGCUGGCAACGCAUAUGUUGGAUAUAAUGUCCAUGUUAAUGGAUUGUUUCAUUGUACCGUGAGGUACAAGCAACUGCACAAUUUACACGUCCAGCUGUCCAAGGAUCUCGACAUCUCCUUGCCUGUGUUUCCUCCAAAAAGGUUCUUCCCGUUGACAGCCAGUCAGCAAGAGGAACGGCGGCUGGCGUUGGAAAAGUACAUUCAGUCGAUCGGCCAGAACGUGGCUGUCAAUAAUUCCGAGAUACUAAAUGGAUUUUUAUUGAGCGCGCAACAGGAAACCAUAGGUGGCCCACUGGAGGAUGAGAUCUUGGAUGUGUUUCUCAUGGAUGGAUCAAAAGUUUCGUUGAACGUCUCGACGGCGGAGCAUUCCGGUGAGGUUUUAAAGAAGGUGUAUAAACAUCUACGAGUGACGGAAAAGUAUCAUUUUUACUUUGCGCUGUUUGUCGUCGUGCAAGAUGAAUUGUCUGGUAGCAUCAAGACGUUGCGCAAGUUGCAAAACUUUGAGUCACCCUUCGUAACGUACAGAUACAUGUGCUCGAUGGGUACGAGGAUCGUUGUGAGAAAGAAUUACUGGAACCCGACGUACGAUCUCGAGUUGUUGGGCGAUCCGGUGACCCUGAAUCUACUGUACGUUCAAACGGUCGCGGAGAUUCGCAGCGGAUCGAUCUCGACUACCGAGCAGGUGCAGUGUCACUUGGAGAAUUUGCAGGAGUCGUGGGACAAGGAACAAUAUUUAAAGGUAGCUCGUUGCUUAAAAUAUUAUGGCUACACGCAAUUUGCACCGUGCUAUUGUGAUUAUCCGCGACAUGGUUCGAGAGUAUUACUUGCUAUAGGUGGAAACGAAUUAAACUUACGCGUUUUGUCAUCUGAAGAGGAGGAGGAGGAGAAGCAGGAGCAGAAGGAGAAGGAGGGAGAAAAGGAAAAGAGACAGAGGAAGCACGAAAUUGUAUUUAAAGUGUCGCGAAUGCGAUGCUGGCGUAUCACUACCACGCAAAGUGAAAUGGAUCGUGGCAAGGAUUUGAAAGACUGCAGUUUGGAACUAUCCUUCGAGUAUCUGAUCGCUAAGAACGAAUUGCAAUGGAUUACGAUCGCUUCGGAGCAGGCGAUUUUCAUGUCCGUCUGCCUGCAAGCCAUGAUCGACGAAUUGUUGCAGAAACGUGUCGUGGGCAUCAGCACAAUUCAGGCGGGAUCAGGAAAAUCUUGGACGUACAUCAUGAGGGACGGUCAGAGUCGCGUCACUAUGGGAUCGCCGUUGCGAGAAUGUGCCAAUAAUGAUCAUCGGCCAAAGCCGGGACCAAUCAUUAAGAAGCUUGCCGAUAAAUGGUCAGCCGUGAAAUCGAAGAGACCCGAUGACUCGAAGGUUGUCGUACACGAGACUCGAACAACGCGCACGAUCGACUUUGAUGUCGUGGAAAAUAACGUUUUCCGCAUGAUAGGGGAUGACGAUCUGUGAAUACUCUCUUUUUUUUCCUUCUCCUAAAAGAUUUCCUUAAAAGAUGUGAGCGUUGCGGGAUCAAUCAUGAGGACAUGGAUUCUAUCGAAACAAAUUUUUCAUGUGCGUGUAUAUAUAUAUUUUUUAACGCUUUACGACUUAUCGAAAUGUUUUUACCAAUUUACAGUUACCUCGUUAAAAUCAGAGAUAGGAGCCGGAUUGUUGUAACUCGAACGAUAUCAAGUGUCACAUCUUGACCAUGUGAUUACGACGCAUUUACGAUUACGACUUUAAUUGAAAAGUUCUUUGGCAGUUGGUGCCAAGAAGUAAAAAGAAGGAAAGAAUUGUUGCACGACCCGUUAACACGCUGCUGUGAAUCAAGUACUUAAUUAUAACGGAAUCGCGUACCAAGGUAGCAUAAUAAACGACAUACAUCGCAACAAAGCACAGGGAUCAAAUGCGUGUCAUAGUUUGCGCAAUGUUUUAUUAUUGUCAAACAAAAUGAUUAAAACUGCAGCAUAUUAAUGUCUGCCUUCGUUAUUAUCUUAAACAAAAAGUAUUAAUAUUUCUCGCUUCAAUGUGUUAAAUAGCAAUCAUUCUAUACGUUAUGUACUAUUAUCGGACUAUAGUUUUCACGCUAAAUUAUUCACUCGAUAAAACAUACUCUUCUGCCUUCAGUCUCUAGAUAUAUUUAGCCAAAAACAACAGAUUGUACGAUACGUAACGAAAUGUGCAAUUGUAACACGUUGUCAUAAAAUUGUCAUGACUAAAUAUCGACAUCAAAAGAAUUAUGCCUUAAAAUGAAAAAAAAUGAGAAAUGAAAACGAAUUACAAAGUGGUGAGAAAUACAUUAUAAUUCUGCUUACAAUGGAGGCUAAUUAUUCAAAAGCUAAAUGACUGAUAAUUCGAUGGGAAAUGCAUUAAUCUGCUUGCUUGUCACGUUUCUGCUGCUGUUUUCUUUAUUUUUUUGUUUUUUGGCUGUUUUGUCUUGUUUACUUUAGCGUGGCUUUGUAAAAAAAAAAGAAAAGCCAGUCGAAAAUGGUACACAUGUUUCGAAAUGAACGAUUUUCACAAAACGGUAGCAAUAGCUGUAAAUAAAAUGUAAAAAUAUAAGACUUACAAAUUA
Ooceraea biroi (clonal raider ant) is the source of this 3170-nucleotide messenger RNA. It is a transcript of the gene Snx17, whose product is annotated as sorting nexin 17. The record is from RefSeq and is a predicted model, not a curated record. Gene Ontology annotation, biological process: endocytic recycling; intracellular protein transport; signal transduction. Gene Ontology annotation, molecular function: phosphatidylinositol binding. Gene Ontology annotation, cellular component: early endosome. Lineage: Eukaryota; Metazoa; Arthropoda; Insecta; Hymenoptera; Formicidae.